GAGGAAUAUCUUUAAGAGGUUUCACAUAGUUGUAAUUGACUCGUUAGUGUUGCACGUCGUAUGCCAGAUCUAUCUGGCAUGUGCCAUACAUACCCGAUACUAUGCAAUGCGCUUAAUUGAUUAGUGACAUCACAUAUCUGUCACCUCGUGUACAUCAAACUUGGAAUAUAUUAUCUCAACUCCCAUGAAGUCAUUCCAGUUCUCAAAUUCCAAUGCAAAUAAACUCACCAAGGUUUCAAUCAUGAGUAAUCAAUACCGCAAUCACCUUCUCUUGAGCAGUCCUCGCACAGCCUCCAAUCUCUUAGUUACGAUCCUCAAUCUCGAAAAUCAACCAAACAUCUACACAACCGAAAAAUCCAAACACGGAUAUUUCUUCGUCGACAGUUACAACACCCGGAAAUAUCUCUUCACUGCCGAUUCACCACAUAUGAAAGAUUGGACGGAAGAUGAUCGAAAGAAAUCUCUAGCGGCUCAUCAAUCCUGCUUCGAAAAUUUGCGUGAUCAUGCUAUUGCCGCGAAAUCAGAAGGGAAAUUCGCUUAUGUUAAAGAACACGCUAAUUGGCUCGUAAAUCCUGUUGCGCUGACGGAAUUGCUUUACGGUGAAGAAGUUGGGGAAGAGGGGUGGACUGUGAAAGCUUUUGAUAGUCAAACACGUUCCAUCGGCAAUGAUACACUUCUACCAGAUGAAUUUUUGAAGGAAUGGAUGCCAACGUUUUUAAUUCGUCAUCCUGCAUUGGUUAUUCCUUCAUUUAUCAGAGCUCGUCUAGACAUAGAGGGAUUAGAAUAUACGAAAAAGGAAUGGAAAUUUCGGAAUAUGCAAAUGACGAUGAAAUGGUCGAGGAAUUUGUAUGAUUGGUACUGCUCUCAAGGGACAGAGGAGCCAAUCGUCCUGGAUGCUGAUGAUAUCAUGAAGAACCGCAGCAUCAUGGUCAAAUAUGCAAAAAUGAUAGGAGCAGAUCCUACGAAAUUGAAGUUUUCGUGGGACGUGGAUAAGGUCGAGCGAGACUGGGGAGAAUUAACUCCUGCAUGGAGAAGAAUGAGUUCUACAUUGAGAUCUUCUUCUGGGAUCUUGGAAGGGAAAACUUCGUCCGGGAUAAUUGUUGAAGAAGAGGUAGCGAAGUGGAAAGAAGAGUUUGGAGAUGAGAUUGCGGGGAUUUUGGAGACUUUGGUAAAAGAUGCCUUGCCACAUUAUGAAUAUAUGAAAUCCAAGCAGCUUACUUAAUGUAUACUAUAUUGUCACUUUCAUGCAUAUGCAUGACAUCUGUUCAGUACAGUAAUCAAGUCUACAACCCGGGAAAAGCAUUAUUUAUUGGAGCUGUUAUUGGUGUGCAAGUAAGUUAUUGAACACUUGACAUAUUUCUCCUUUUUUUCUUUAGUUUGAUAUCCUCUUGAUUAUGUGUAUACUCAGUAUUCUAAACGAUACUACAAGCGGGGGAACUUGGAACAUCUGAAUAAUAACUGAAAGCUAUUUUUAAUGGGUUUGAACAUGAAAGUCCCCUUUGAAGCAAGUUGUCACAUAUUGCGUGUGCACUGUAUGAUACUGGCCGUGAAGCCACUUGCGCCACUUAUGUCACCUUCGAAAUGUUUGUACCAUCCCAUUUACAAUCAACUAUUUAGUGAUUAUAUCA
Molecule: messenger RNA, 1628 nt
Organism: Botrytis cinerea B05.10
Lineage: Eukaryota; Fungi; Ascomycota; Leotiomycetes; Helotiales; Sclerotiniaceae
Exons: 1
Coding region: 242-1222 (326 amino acids)
Source: RefSeq, a predicted model, not a curated record